Bombina bombina (fire-bellied toad) is the source of this 4891-nucleotide messenger RNA. Its product is annotated as calcium homeostasis modulator protein 2-like. Gene Ontology annotation, molecular function: monoatomic cation channel activity. The coding region runs from base 169 to 1128 and encodes 319 amino acids. NCBI's taxonomy places the organism in Eukaryota, Metazoa, Chordata, Amphibia, Anura, Bombinatoridae. The record is from RefSeq and is a predicted model, not a curated record. The transcript is spliced from 3 exons.
UCUGUGGUACUAGUGAUCUCCCCUCCCUGGCUGCAAGGCAUCACUCUCUCUCCAGUACAUUUCUGCAGAAGGAAUAAUAAUGGUACAAUCGUUGAAGUCCUGCAAAGUUGCAAUUUGAAUAUUUCAAAUUUCUUCAGCAACGAGGGUGUAAAAUCAAAAACAAACAAUAUGGCUGCCUUAAUAUCCGAAAACCUGAAAUUCUUCGCCCUAUUUUUUAAAAGCAAAGAUGUUAUGAUUUUUAAUGGACUAAUUGCACUGGGAACAGUGGGAAGUCAGGAGUUAUUUUCUGUAGUGGCGUUUCACUGCCCUUGUUCUCCAGAAAGGAACUAUUUAUAUGGAUUAGCUGCAAUUGGAGUCCCAGCUCUUGUGCUAUUUCUAAUUGGCAUAAUACUAAAUAACAACACAUGGAAUAUGGUGGCAGAAUGUCGAACAAGGGCGCUAAAGAACUGCUCUGUGCCGGCCACAUCAUUACUUUUUGGGUCCAUUAUAGGCCGAGCAGCGGUGGCUCCUAUCACAUGGUCUGUGAUCUCACUGCUCCGUGGUGAAGCCUAUGUGUGCUCCAUGAGUGAGUUCCUGAAAGUCACCUCAUUUCAUAACUUCCCGCUUGGGUAUGGACCUGACACUAUGGCUCGAUUCCCUUGCAAAGAUACGCCAGCAGAAGUCAUCGCCUUUAAAGAAGAAGUGAUAAGAAGACUAAAGUAUGAAUCUCAGUUCCUUGGUUGGAUGCUGAUUGCGAUAGUGGCAUCUUCAAUAUUUCUACUCAAGUGUGUCCAACAUUGCUCUUCACCUUUAAGCCAUCACCAGCAAGCGUAUUGGAAUCAGUAUCGCACCUGUGAGAAAGAUCUCUUCAAUCGCACGUCUGAAGUCCACGCUAAGAUUCUCGCUGCUAAUAAUGUAAAACAGUUUUUUGGUUUUGUCUCAUUGGACAAAGAAGAGAAGGAGCUUAUUAACGAGUACAAAGUGAGUGAGGAGCAACCAAGCCCACAGUGGAAUGAGAUAACAGGAGUUUAUCUGUACCGGGAAAACAAAGGAUACCCGUUGUAUAGCCGCCUUCAUAAAUGGGCCAAACACAUUGUUGGCAACGGCACAGAACCUGUAAGCCGGGAAAUGGCGCUUCUUGCCGUUUAAGAUUCUAUAAGGAUAUUACAUUUGACAAGAAAUUAUUAGAAUACCAGUUCUGCAGACAGCAUGAUUGUAGGCAAAUGGGUUGCUGUACUAAAGCGGUAGUCAAUUGAAAUGUUGUUCCUCUUUAACAGUGGUCCGUAGACAUUUUUGAUACACAGGCUAGGUUAUAAUUCUUUUAUAAAACCACUUUACUUUUUUCUCCCCUUUAAUAUGUUCGCAAUUAUCAAUUUUGCUGGAGUGUAUUAAAAUGUUUACAAUUAGCCCCCUCGCCUUUAUUUUGUUAACUGAAGUAGUGCCUGUUGAAGCUGCUGUCUAUACAAUACUGCACGAUUUUCUAUAGAAAAGCUUUGUAAACAAGAGACAGCAGCAGCAAUCAACCUCUCAGUGUGGGUGGGAGAGAGAGACCCCAGCCCAUUUGAAAGCAUGUUUCUGUUUUAGCUUUGAAUACAAUGAACUAUCAGCUGUGUGCCUCAAUACAAUGUCCCUUUAAUGUCUUGCUUUAGUGUUUUUGUGUAAACAUCUGAAAAUAUAAAAAUAAUAUUAAAUGUUUGCUUGUAUUUUAACAUGUAUCAUAUUGAUUAAAGGGACACUAAACCCAAAUUUUUUCUUUCAUGAUUCAGCUAGAUCAUGCAAUUUUAAGCAACUUUCUAAUUUACUCCUAUUAUCAAUUUUUCUUUGUUCUCAUGUUAUCUUCAUUUGAAAAAACAGUAAUGAAAGGUUAGGAGCCGGCCCAUUUUUAGUUCAGGACCUGGGUAGCACUUCCUGAUUGGAUUGCUACAUUUAGCACAAAUCAGCAAGUGCUACCCAGGUGCUGAGCAAAAAAUGGUCUGGCUCUAAAGCUUACAGUACUUCUUUUUCAAAUCAAGAUAGCAUGAGAACAAAGAAAAAUUGAUAAUAGAAAUACAUUAGAAAGGUGCUUAAAAUCUCAUGCUCUAUUUGAAUCAUGAAAGAAAAAAAUUGGGUUUAGUAUCCCUUUAAAGGGAUAGGAAAGUCAAAAUUAAACUUGCAGGAUUCAGAUAGAGCAUUUAAUUUUAAGCCACUUUUACAUUCACUUUUAUUUUCAAAUGUGCUUCUUUCUCUUGCUAUACCAAGCUUGAAAAGACUACUCACAUAUCCUACACUAGUGGGAACUAGCUGGUGAUUGGUGCCUGCACAUAUUUGUCUCUUGUGAUUGGCUAACUAGAUGUGUUCACCUUGCUGUCAGUAAUACAAUGCUGUUCCUUCAGCAAAGGAUAACAAGAUAAUGAAGCAAAUUUGAUAAUAAAAGUAAAUUGGAAAGUUGUUUAAAAUGAUAUGUUCUAUCCAAACCAUGAAAGAACAUUUUGGGGUUUCCUGUCCCUUUAACUUUCUAGCUGCCAAAAAAGGCAAAACAUUUCAAACCACCUUGGCAAACAAGGAGUUACUGGGAAUUUAAAUAUGUAAAAGAAAUGGCGAUAUUUUAGCACCACCGUAAUGAUUUUAACAUUUUAUUGCAAUUCUUAAAAAAUGUCUGUUUGUGAGGGUAUUUGAAUUUGAGAUUAAAGGGACACUAAACCCAACAAUUUUCUUUCAUGAUUCAAGUAGAGAAUACAAUUUUAAACAACAUUCCAAUUUACUUCUAUUGUCUAAUUUGCUUCAAUCUUUAGAUAUCCUUUGUUGAAGAAAUAGCAAUGCACAUGGGUGAGCCAAUCACACAAGGCAUCUAUGUGCAGCAACCAAUCAACAGCUACUGGGCCUAUCUAGAUAUGCUUUUCAGCAAAGUAUAUCAAGAGAAUGAAGCAAAUUAGAUAAUAGAAGUAAAUUAGAAAGUUGUUUAAAAUUGCAUGCUCUUUCUAAAUCAUGAAAGAAAAAAUUUGGGUUUCAUGUCCCUUUAAGAUUGGAUUUCCUUACGCACUUCGGAUCUUGUAACAUAACAGACUGAUUGGUGUGAAUGCACCACACUUCAUUUUGACUAAUCACAUGCAAUGUGUACUCACAAAUCCAUAUCUUCAUAUGUUUCAUGGUUGGCUCUAAAUGCAAUUAUAAAAAAACAAUGACACAGAAAUCGGAACAGAUUCAUAGAAGUAAACAUGUUUAUAACAGUUAUAACUUAUAAUAGGACCAAAUAAUCCUCAUUUGUUUUUUACACUUUUGUAUUUCUUUAAAAUGUUUGUUAUAAUUCAUUAUCCUUUUUUUUUCUUAAACUAAAAAAAACAAAAACAAACAGAUUUGGUAUAUUGUUACGAUUUUAUGAUCUUUUCUUAUGUCAAUAUCUUUCACGUGCAUCUUUAUUGGGUUCCUUUGUUAAUUUGUAUGAAAUGUCUUAGAGAGAAUUUGCAACAACAAUUUUGAAGGGACUUCCCAGACAAAAUUGCAAGAUACUUCAGUGCGUUUUAGUUUUGGUUCUAAGUAUUUUUGCAAUGGAGUUUUAUUAGCAGAAGUUAUCACUGUUUUCCGUUAUAGAUUGUAUGUACUGUGCAUGCGCACGUGAAGCAUAUCUAAGCAUGCUUCAUGCAUCAGCAUUUUAAACACUGUGUCUGGUCAGAGAGCUGGCAGUGACUUGUAUGCUGUAAAUUCAGUCAUACCAACACAAUGCAAGACGCCUACCGUUCUCUGAUGAGAUAGGCUUGUGAAUAGAGCAUAUCUAGAUAUGUUUAAUUGUAUGUGCACAGUAAAAGCUUUACUUGAAAGCAUUUUUGCUAGUGCAAAUAUAUUGCAAAAAUGCAUUGAGUUUUGUCUGGAAUGUCCUUUUUAGAUCAUCUUAAAGGAAUAUUAAAAAAUCAAAAAUUAAACAUGCAUGAUUUAGAUAGAGCAUGUCAGUUUAAGAGACUUUUCAAUUUACUUCAAAUUUACUUUGUUCUUUUGAUAUCCUUUGUUAAAAAGCACAUCUAGGGAAGCUCAGGAGCAGCAAUGCACUACUGGGAGUUUGCUGCUGAUUGACUGUUACACGCCCAGAGACAGAACUUUUUUUUCACUUUCUGCGCUGAGAUUUUUUUAGUGAAAAAUGUUUCUGCAGGUCAUUUUUAAAUAAAAUAAAAUUGUAAAUUUGUCAGUUACACUAAAGCACCAGAUCAAUUGCAAUGUGUUGGUUAACUUGAGAAUAAAGCAAUAUUUAAAGUUUUAUAAUCUAGUGCAGUAGUUGAAAAUUGCAUUGCAGAUUAGCUGCAGACAAAAAAAGUAAUUGUAAAAUGUCUCUUGAAUUAAUUGGUUUCCUUUUCACUUAGUCUAACAUAGAAAUGGAGUAAUAAAGGUGCAUUGCUCAUACGAACAUCUUACAUUCAGAGAAAAACAGCUUCGCAGACUGUGAAAAGCUAGGGAACGAGCUUGCAAAAAUCUCAGAGCCAGACAAAAAUCAAUGCACUGCUGCAAUGCAGCACUACUGCAUAUUUGACUGUUGUCUUCAAACAGCAUUUUGCUCUGAAUGCACUGUGUUAAGGAAAACUUAUACAAUGCAGCCAGAGAACAGCUCUGUUUAAAAAGAACAGCCUAAUGUGGAGCAGCACUGAGAAGAUAAAGUGCUAACAGUUUUUGUUCUUUCUGCAGACAUGCUGCAUUUUCUGCGAUGACAUCUCAGAUUACUCUGUGUUCUGCCUUGGGGGUUACACGUUUCUCUUGUCGUUGGCUCACAGUAGUGCAUUGCGGGAGUUGAAUCACAUUGUUACAAUGAAACAAGCAUACAAUAAUAAUAUGAUCUAACACAUCAUUUUCUUUUUGCCCUUUUUACACCACUUUAAAGGGAACAUAAAACUCAAAAUGUUUAAAAUUGUAUGAUCCAUCUGAAUCACGAAAUAAACAACUUUCCAAAGUA